GACGACUGUGGCGGAGAAGGCCCGGAGGGGCUCUGCGUUCUGGAGUGGCGCUACUUGGGCCGGUGGCAGAUUGCGGGCUGCUGGUGUCGGGCUGAGGAGAACCGCGAGUGUUUUGGACAUUUCGCGUCGGGAUCCGCGCAACGAUGAGCGCUGCCAGGGAGUCUCACCCGCACGGGGUGAAGCGUUCAGCCUCCCCAGACGACGAUCUUGGAUCUAGCAAUUGGGAGGCAGCAGACUUGGGCAAUGAAGAGAGAAAACAAAAAUUCUUGAGACUUAUGGGUGCAGGCAAAAAAGAACAUACUGGUCGUCUUGUCAUAGGAGAUCAUAAAUCAACAUCUCACUUUCGAACAGGGGAAGAAGACAAGAAAAUUAAUGAAGAACUGGAGUCUCAAUAUCAACAAAGUAUGGACAGUAAAUUAUCAGGAAGAUAUCGACGACAUUGUGGACUUGGCUUCAGUGAGGUAGAAGAUCAUGAUGGAGAAGGUGAUGUGGCUGGGGAUGAUGAUGAUGAUGAUGAUUCACCUGAUCCUGAAAGUCCAGAUGAUUCUGAAAGUGACUCAGAAUCAGAAAAAGAAGAAUCUGCUGAAGAACUCCAAGCUACUGAGCACCCUGAUGAAGUGGAAGAUCCCAAAAACAAAAAAGAUGCAAAAAGCAAUUAUAAAAUGAUGUUUGUUAAAUCCAGUGGUUCAUAACUCCCAAACACUUAGUCUUUGUAUUAAAAGUAAGCCUUAUUGUUAUAAUGCACAGUGGAGGACUGCUUAUAGAGCACAGACCUUUGUAUUAUAAUUUUUAAAAAGGCCCUUUUAAAUAAUUACAAAGUGUUUGCUUUCAAAUGCCAUUCGUUACACUUUUAUGGGCAUGACUAUAACCAUUUUGUAAAGAGUAAGAGUUGUAUAAAAUAAAUAAAUACAGUACUCAACUUCCUUUCAUAUUAGCAUCAUCAGCCCUUUAACCUCACCUUUUACCCCUUCUGAUGCAUUGUGGGGAAGACACUUUUGUGUUUGGUAGCUAUUUCAUCCUUGUUUUUGUUCCUUCAUAUUUUUCUCUUAUAAAAAUUUGAUACUGUGAUGUGUUCAUGAAAAAUAUUCCUUAACUAAUAGUUUGUUAAAGUAGAAUUAUUCAUCAUGGAUAUUUCUGCUGCCAAUCACAAUCUAAAUUAUUGUUGGCAAAAGAUUAGCUAUUUAGUUUACUCUUACCGAUUCAGUUCUGCUCUUUUGGACCAAAACAACAUGAGAGCAAGUACAUUAAUCAAAGUCCCAAGUUUUCAGUUCUAUAUAGGAUGAUGGGACAUAUUGGGUUAACAUCUGUUGGGUGGGAAUUCAGCUGACAUACAUUUGGAAUGUAUAAUCCCAGCCUUUAUAAUAAUUUGGAUUACAUUGUAUGUUGGGUUUUUGAUAAAAUUUGGCUAAAUUUUUACAAAUGAAAUUAUUUCUCUGAUCAUUUAGUCCUAUCUAUUUAGAAAUAUGUUAAACUGGAUUUUUUUUUUUUUAAGCAACAUGUGACCAAAGUUCAUUUUUUUUCUCCUUAAGGUCUAAAUAAAGAGAAAGCAGUUUCCCAUAUUUGGUUGUGAUACCUUUGUCCUCAUUGUCUAAAAAUGAGGAACGGGCUUAUUGACUAAGAAGCUGAAACAAGAAAUUCUCUUCAUUUUAUCCCAGUGCUGUUACUUGAUUGUCUAAUUACUAAAAGAGGUAUUAGUUUCUAAUUUUAUUGAUUCUGUUGGAGUGAGAUUAGAAUAAUCUGUGGCUAUGUGGUUGAUUUGUACAAUGAAUUAACAUGUGUUAUGGGUUAGUCAGUGGAUCUGAAUAAUUGUUUCCAAGUAACAGGUUCAAAGAUGUGAGCCAAACCUGUUUGUGAAAGCUAAAAAUUUUAUAUCUAGUUAACUUAAGUAUGUGUUUGAUGCGUUUUCCCCCCAAGUACUCUAUCAUUUUGUAAUUUAGAAUGUGCUAGAGUGCAGCAACUAAAACAGGUGAUUUCCAGUUAUAGACUGUGUAUUGCAAUAUUUUUCAUAUAUCUGGCUCCUAAAGUAUGUUUUUUUGUUUGCUUUAUACUUUUUUUAACUUCUCGUGUUGUUUGAAAAUAGGUGCCACCCUACUAUUUAAAAUAAUGAAUUUAAGUGACAGUCAAUAUGUAUGACAUUUAACAUACUUGGUUUGUAGAAGUUUGGCUUUAUUCAGCUAUUUUAAUAAGAAUGAGAGAGACCUGUGUUAUGUUCUAAAAAGUGAGCAUUUUCAUUAAUUCUUGGUUUAAACAUGCUGGGUUGCUUAUGA
Marmota flaviventris (yellow-bellied marmot) is the source of this 2267-nucleotide messenger RNA. It is a transcript of the gene C9H11orf58, whose product is annotated as chromosome 9 C11orf58 homolog. The record is from RefSeq and is a predicted model, not a curated record. Lineage: Eukaryota; Metazoa; Chordata; Mammalia; Rodentia; Sciuridae.